Messenger RNA from Dicentrarchus labrax (European seabass), 3061 nucleotides. RefSeq names its product interleukin-13 receptor subunit alpha-1. The transcript is spliced from 10 exons. Bases 324 to 1505 code for a protein of 393 amino acids. The record is from RefSeq and is a predicted model, not a curated record. NCBI's taxonomy places the organism in Eukaryota, Metazoa, Chordata, Actinopteri, Moronidae.
CGGUUGGGAGUCUUUUGGGGCACACGCUGUUUGGGGAAGUGAGAGAAGGUUGUUGUCAUUCCCGGUCUGUCACUUUAGCUUUCCUGCUCUCACCGCGACUCCGCCCCGCCGCCGCUCUUCCCGGUACACUCCAGGGACGACGCUCAAUCUGGUUGCAGAUGCUCGAGACUUGUUGUCUCCUUUACGUGCCCGUCUCGCGCCGUCACACAAAGUCUCAUAAGUUUACCUCUUUUUCUCGGAAGACUGCGCGAGGGGACCGAGGGGGUUUUUUGGUUUUGUUUUUUUUUUUUUACACGGAAUAAACGCUGACGAGCGAGGACAAUAUGCCUUUCUUUCAGGACUUUUUUGGACUUUUCCUCACAUACUCCGUCACGAUGAUGGUGUUUACAGAUGGGUGUCCUCCACCGACAGACCUGACAUACAAGUGGCUGGACCCGUUUACUGUGAACAUAUCCUGGAAGAGACCCAUGGGUCUGCCAGACAACACUACCAAGUACCAAAUUACGAAUCAUAAAGGAAAGCUGGCUCAGACGCCCCACAGAAAUUACUCAGUGAGUUUACUCACGGAAGAAGAGGGAAAGGGUUAUGGUCAUUGGACGUUCAGCAUUCAGACUUUCAGUGAAGACUGUAAACCAUCGAAUGAGAGUACACCCGCCAACAUAACCAUCUACUCCCCUAAGACCCGAGCUGAACUGGUGAAGGACAUCAAAUGUUUCAUCUCCUCCAAAGAAAUGAACUGUUCCUGGAUCCCAACAAAUCCGUCUCUAACCCUGAACAUGUUCUAUAGCAUUUGUGGAUGUUUGGAAGAAAGUCUGAAAACUUUCAAAAAGUGUGAUCGGCCUUUCAGCGAUGGAAAGAGGAAUGUUUGUGAGAUGCACACUGAUGCUCCCCCUGAGGAAGUCUGCAUCCUUGUGGAGACUGAAGCUAAAAUGAGCACCUUUAAACCUGAACUUGUGGUACCCUCCCUAAAGCCGAAGGUCACAGAAGAAGGAGACUACCUGAAAUUGAGCUGGACACGGCCAGUGUACGGAAGCAGUGAUUGCUGGAAAUACAACAUCUGCUACACAUAUUGCAAUGAGUCCAUAUGCCAGGACCUGAAGGAAGAGAAUAUGAUGAAAGUCCCCUACGUUAAAAACUGCUUUUAUGAGUUCCGAUUCACAGCCAGCACUACUGAACGUUGUAUCAAAGUGAUCAGCAACACCAGUGAAGUUGUAACUUAUGGUACUCAUGUGCCCUCUGACAGGACACUGACUGUGGUUGCCAUUGUCCUCCCUAUCAUUCUGUCCGCCUGCAUCAUUCUGUCCUGCUACUGCUUCAGGAGGCACAGGGAAAUUAUUUGCCCCAACAUACCAGAUCCUUCAGCAAUAUUCAAGGAAAUGAUGAUGAACGGAAACAAAGAACUUAAGACUACAACCAGCAGUCUCUACUCACCGGUACCAGAACCCAUUGAACCCUGCAGAAUAACCCUUGUAACCGAAAGUAGUGCCAUCCAGCAAAACUACUGACACAUGCAUGUUCGCAGCGAUGCCUGCUGUGAAGCUGGACUUCCACUCAGGGCAAAUUCAUCAGGAACAUUAACACAGUAAUUUAACACCAGUUUGAAAAGCUUUGUUUCCCUUCUGGUUGAAACUCUCAGGUCUGCUGCACGUCCGACAGGUGAGGUCAGGAGCGAACUCUGAACUCUGCACCUUUUACUGUACUGACCUGAGUAUGUCAGCCACCAGAGGUCAGCAAAAAUCUAAUUUUCAGCAGCUAUUAAGUUACUCUCUGAGGAAGUGCAUAUGUACGCUGCUGAGGCCUGUCGAGGACAGGAUAUGGAGCUGCACUGUAUCGUGGGAGCUGCCCAGCUAUGCACCCAGAAAUAGAAACAGGACCAGAGAAUCUGUCACAUCUGCGCUGUGCUGAUAUCCCCCUGUGAAGCACUGAGGAGGAAGAUGAAGAUUAGUGCUGUGUGUUUGGUUGGAUAGAGUGGAGGACUGCCAGUGGGCUAGCGGAGGCUGUAUUGACUGAGAACCACAAGACCUGUAAGAGGAGCUGGUGUACCCCUGAGUAUCUACUGUACACAUUAAGAGAUCACAAAAUCGAAAUAGGAAGAAGGGAAAGACUAAAAUGAGGCUCAUGCAUUGUCACAGCAUGAGUCUUGUUUUUAGGAAUGGCGAGCAGAUGUCGGGAUGACUGGCAUCAAAGCAUGUGCACAAUGGGCAGGAAGCAAUAAGCUAAAGUGGUACAAACUCGGUACAGACUGUACUUCUUACCACUGAGGGUGAUCCCAGGACUGCACAGGAAGCCAAGAGCUACAGUGGCUCUCCUCCUCCAUACACAUAUUGUACACCAAAUGAGCAAAACAAAGUUAUCUAGUUUGCAUGGAUAAAAAAACACUGACUUAUAAGGAACCGAUGGAGUGAGUGCAAGGCAGAUAGCUGCCUGUGCUGGAAAUCCUUUCAUCCAAUCCAAAAAACACAGAAAGAGACUCCAUUUAAAGUGUAAUGAAGCGGUAUGGCUAUGGUGUAAUUUUUAAUAUCUAAUGGAAAACAACUUAACAUGCAUGUCACUAGGAAUUCUACUGUUAAUUCACACAGGAAACUAACUGACCUGCAUGAAGUUUGCUGGCAGACACUGAGGACUCUGGAGGCUAAAUGUCUUGUAUAUUCUGGAUGAAGUAACAAUCUUCUUACAAUGGUUGAUCUGAUACGUCUCUUGAAAAUUUGACCUGCGGUGGUGUUGAGAAGCAUUUUUAAUCUCCGUACACAACUUACACCUCUUUGGAAAAGAACAACGAUAGAGAAUUGCAUCUCUAUCAACAUCUGAGCAUACAUUAGAGCGAUCACAUCUUGUCUGUCAGUCUGAUUCUGUGUAAUUUUCAGUGUACUUCCUCAACAACCAACACACCCAAAUGUAAAAUGCCAUAUCACCAUUAGUCACACCCUCCUGCUUCCUUAAACUGAGGUUUAAGCUUAUUUUAACGUUUAGUUGCUUUGUUGAAUUUGCCAACACUGUUAGCUGAUUGUUCAUGAUUUUUACUCCUUUAACUGAGAAUAAAGAAAGAGAAAGUGAAAAUGUU